Rosa rugosa (rugosa rose) is the source of this 2578-nucleotide messenger RNA. RefSeq names its product phospholipase A(1) DAD1, chloroplastic. Lineage: Eukaryota; Viridiplantae; Streptophyta; Magnoliopsida; Rosales; Rosaceae. The transcript has a single exon. The coding region runs from base 459 to 1844 and encodes 461 amino acids. Gene Ontology annotation, molecular function: glycerophospholipase activity. Gene Ontology annotation, biological process: lipid metabolic process. The record is from RefSeq and is a predicted model, not a curated record.
GUGAAAGUAAAUAUAAAUUUUUUUUAUUGGAAAAUAUAAAAUUAUUUUGAACGUAAGACAUACAUAGAUGUAAUUUUAGAAUUCCCCAGUAUUUACAUGCUUGUGGUCCAGCCCAUCUCUAAUUAUUACCUUUUCUUUUGGUAGAUAAGCAGUCUACCUCUCUCUCCCUCUCUCUAGCUUCUCCUUCUAAAUGUACAGGUGUGAAACACUUUUCAUCUUCAAUUUUUCUCUCUUUUUUUUCCUCAUAUCAAAUCAACCAUCAACUGUUUCCAUGUUCUCUCUCUGGGUCAUCCUGUAUCUCUCUCCCCUGUACACUUUUUGCAAUUAUAAAAGCCCCUCCGACCCCUUCUAAAUGCAGCAGCUGCAAAUUAAUCAUCAAUUUUAUUUCUCUCUUUUCAGUGAGAGGGUCUCUGUGUCCUUUCCCUCCCUCUCUUUCCCAAAACUGGCCAAAAGUGAGAAUGAAGCUCUCCAUGAUCAAACCCAUAAGUGCUACUCCCUGCACACAGCUCUCUACUCCAAAGCUCAAGUCAAUGAUCAGCUGCUGCACCCUCACUCAUUCACCAGUAAAGCCCACCCAGCAAAUCAAGUUCACUGAUAACUUCCCCAGCUGGGAACAAUUGCUCAACCCAGUCUCAGUUGAUCUCCACUCCCCAAUGAGUGCCUCCACCUCCACAUCGACCUCCACCUCCACCUCCACUACUAAAAGACAAACUAUUCGGUCGGUCCGAAAGAAUUGGAUGGAGUACCAAGGAGUCAAGAACUGGGAAGGACUGCUCGACCCACUAGACGGAAAUCUGCGCCGAGAAAUUAUCCGGUACGGCAAUUUCGUCGACGCAGCCUACAAGGCAUUUGACUUUGACCCGGAUUCACCUACAUACGCAACCUGCAAGUAUCCCAAAAGUACGGUUUUUGACAACUCCGGACUUCCGGGGACAGGUUACCGGAUCACCAAGAAUCUACGUGCCACGUCAGGCAUUAACCUGCCACGCUGGAUCGAAAGGGCACCGAGCUGGGUUGGCACUCAAUCCAGCUGGAUUGGAUACGUGGCGGUGUGUAAAGACAAAGACGAAAUCGCCAGACUUGGACGACGCGAUGUCGUCAUUGCUUUAAGAGGCACCGCCACAUGUUUGGAGUGGCUCGAAAAUCUACGAGUCACUCUAACUCAUCUCCCGUGUGGGUCUAAAGCUGCUCACACAGGAGGAGCUGAGGGGUCCGAACCAAUGGUCGAGAGUGGGUUUUUGAGCCUUUACACUUCGGGAACCGACCUAGUCCCAAGCUUGCAACAAAUGAUACGUGAAGAAAUUGGGAGGUUGCUUCAAACCUACGGCGACGAGCCGCUGAGCCUAACCAUCACUGGCCACAGCCUCGGCGCCGCACUCGCAACUCUGGCGGCGUACGACAUCAAAUCCACAUUCAACCGCGCACCACUCGCCACGGUCAUAUCCUUUGGCGGUCCAAGAGUUGGCAACCGUAGCUUCCGCCACAAUCUCGAGAAAAAAGGCGCCAAAGUCUUACGCAUUGUGAACGAGGAAGAUUUGAUUACCAAAGUGCCGGGGUUCGUGGUCGACGACAACCGAGCCCGGCACGUUGCGGGGAGUCCCCUCGUCCGUAUGGCUGCUGAAUUCCAGAAUUGGAUUCAGAAGCGGGUCGAGGAGACACAGUGGGUUUAUUCCGAGGUGGGGAAAGAGCUCAGACUCAGUAGCAAGAACUCGCCGGACCUGACCGCUAUGAACAUGUCAACAUGUCACGAUCUCGGAACUUACCUCCACCUCGUGGAAAACUUCGUCAGCGAAAAGUGCCCUUGCAAAUCCACCGCAAAGAAGUUGUUGAGUAGAGUACACUAAACCACCUUAGAACUGACUUCGCCGUUUUUGACAAGUGUAUUUGUACAUACAACUGUGUUUCCCGCCAAAUCCGGAGAUGCGGCGUGGGCAUGGUCAUUCUAAUCUGUAAUUAAAAUUGAGAGAAACAAAUUACUGAACAGCUCUCAGUGACUGUUCUAACCUUAGACAAGACUACAUUGACUCCACUGUUACGCUUUUUUUUUUUUAAUUUUUUUUUUUUUUUUGUCCUUCGAAGCUCUACAGUACUACCGCACUACCGUGCUCUGCAGGAGCUAGCAGUGGUUUCAUUUUAUAAGUAGACCCACCGGCCCACGAUUGCUCCGCCUGACGUAACCCUAAAAAGGUAAAGAUUGUUGUUUCUUGACGAAGGUGAUCACGUGCGUUGGGGUGGAAAGACUUAUACGCCCUCCGUACCGGCCAUAUAUUUACGCGGUGUCUUUGACUGCACCGACCCGUACCCAGGAGCAUCGUAUUUGUUGUUGACGUGGUGAAGCUUUAGCCCGCGGCCCCGCGCCGUCCAUACCAAACAUUUUCAGUCGGUUUAUUGCGAAAUGACCAGAGUACCCUCCCCUCUGCGGGCAAGCGCCGUUUUUUUUGAUGCCAUGCUUUAAACGCACAAGGAAAACAUAGAGGUAAUAACCGCGGUUGAGGAUGGACGGGUGGUGGAGAUGAACAGCAACCCAUCACUAAGAAAUGGAGGUAAGAUUAGUACUUGUCUAAUUGUGAUGUUUUGC